AUGGCCAGUAAAGGGAUUCAGCUUCUUGGCUUCACACUGGCCUUCCUGGGCUUCAUUGGCUCGAUAGCAUCCACAGUCAUGGUGGAGUGGAAAGCUUCGUCCUAUGCGGGAGACAACAUCAUCACUGCCCAGGCGCUCUAUGAAGGACUGUGGAAAACAUGUGCAUCACAGAGCACUGGUCAGAUUCAGUGUAAAGUCUACGAUUCACUUCUCCAACUACCAGCUGUCGUGCAGGCUGCACGAGGGCUGAUGUUGUCCUCCAUCGUGCUGUGCUUAAUUUCCGUCUUGGUGGAGAUGGUGGGCAUGAAGUGUACCACCUGCAUGGCAGACCAACCGGAGCAGAAGGACAAAGUGGCAAUGAUCGGAGGGAUUAUCUUCAUUAUUGCUGGUCUCCUUGCUCUGGUGGCAACAUCUUGGUAUGGCAACAGAAUAGCGCAAGACUUCUAUAACCCAUUCACUCCCACUAAUUCAAGGUAUGAGUUUGGAAGUGCCCUGUAUGUUGGAUGGGGUGCUGCAGGUCUAAUUAUCAUAGGAGGGAGCUUCCUCUGCUACCACUGCAGCAGCAAGGAUUCGGGGAAAGCUCCACGCUACCCGCCCGCCCGCUCUGCAGGCCAGCCGGCCUAUGUCUAG
This is a messenger RNA of Monopterus albus (swamp eel), 630 nucleotides long. RefSeq names its product claudin 1 (gene cldn1). Gene Ontology annotation, molecular function: structural molecule activity. The record is from RefSeq and is a predicted model, not a curated record. The coding region runs from base 1 to 630 and encodes 209 amino acids. Gene Ontology annotation, cellular component: membrane; bicellular tight junction. The transcript has 4 exons. Lineage: Eukaryota; Metazoa; Chordata; Actinopteri; Synbranchiformes; Synbranchidae.